AUGUCUUCUGUGCAAAAUCCAGUGGUGUCUAUGUUAUUUCAGAUUUGCAUGCUCUACAUCCUUUCUGGAAAAGGAGCGUAUUCUCUUUCAUGCACACUCUGUAUAAUCGAAGGUUCGAUAGAAUGUGUUGGUGAAUCUGUAUCGUGUCCCCAAGGGUUAAUCUGCAGCACCUCAUCCACAGAAAUCACUCGAUUCGAUGGGCUGAUAUAUUACAAUGUCAGAAAGUAUUGUGGGGAUCCAGGCAGGUGUGACAGAAUGGCCCAUUCUACCUACACAAACUAUAAAAGCCUGGAGGUGAUAACCUGCUGCGACACAGAAAACUGUACUGGGCCUGUUCCGACAUGGCCUAAAUAUAACACGGAGCCAAAUGGGCUGACCUGUCCAACCUGUGCCUACCCCGGCUUUGAUUGCCUUGCUAAGGACACCAUACAGUGCAUCGGGAAGGAGGAGAAAUGCUUUACGCAAACUGAAUAUCAUCAAGGACUCUGGCAAGGCAACGUGCAGACAAUGCGAGGCUGCAGUACUGAAUCUCACUGCAAGUUUGGCAAUUGGAGCAUGAGGCGUCAGGACUUCAGUAUAGAGAGUAGAAUUACCUGUAGCUUCCCAAAUAGUGGCAAUUCCCAAAGCUUUUCUUUUUUUCUAAUAGGUCUUUGUCUUGUGCUAAUACAUAUUUAUUUAGAACAAAAAUGA
Messenger RNA from Xenopus laevis (African clawed frog), 690 nucleotides. Its product is annotated as phospholipase A2 inhibitor and Ly6/PLAUR domain-containing protein-like. The transcript is spliced from 5 exons. The record is from RefSeq and is a predicted model, not a curated record. Bases 1 to 690 code for a protein of 229 amino acids. NCBI's taxonomy places the organism in Eukaryota, Metazoa, Chordata, Amphibia, Anura, Pipidae.